AUGGCGGCCGCCAGUGAGGAGAGGCGCCAGGGUAGCCCGCAGCGCGGCGCCGAGGCCCUGGGGGGCCGCCGCUGCUCCUCGCCUGAGGAGACCACACUGGAAGUGAGCUGGGUUCAGGGAUUCUCAAACAAGAACUUUGGCUUUAUCAACAAUCAAACUGUCUGCUACUCCUGUGGCAAUUACAUCCUCUUCUUGGACAUUAAAACAAAGAAGACAACAGCACUGCAGUGUCGGACUGGCCAGGUGGGAGCCUUUGCAGUGAACCCCAACCAUGGAGUGCUGGCCUUUUCAGAUCGGAAGCUGAAUCCUGUCAUAUAUAUCUACAGUUUUCCAGAGCUGAAUAAACUGACAGAGUUAAAAGGUCACAUUCAAUUGGACUACACCUUACUUGCAUUUAGUUUCUUGGGUCCAUAUCUAGCCAGUUACUCUUCAUUUCCAGACUUUGUUCUUUCAGUAUGGAACUGGCAAGAGAAUAUCCUCCUGUGCAGUGAGUCUCAGCCAGGAGUAGCAGCAACCUCCAUGAGUUUUAAUCCUAUGAACUGGCAGCAGCUCUGUUUUGUUACUGAGAGCUCUGUUACCAUCUGGCAUAUUGAAAGAAAUCAUGACGAGCAUUGUCUUAUACAAAACCCUGUGAAACUCCCUGAUGUGCAAGGUUCUCUGAAUCAUCAUAAGGAUUUGUUUUUCCCAUAUCCUUGUGUUGAAGAUCCCUACCAUGGCCCUGUUAUGCCAGUUUCAGCCAUUGCUGGACUGGUAGGAGAUGAAGCAGAAACAUUUGUGCCUAGAUCUGAUAUUAAGCCUUCAUUGCAUCCUACUGCCCAUUGCUGGACUGCAACCUCUGACAUUUACCUGGGCUGUCAAGAAGGUUAUAUUUUGGCAGUUGAUACUAUGAAAUGCAGUGCUUCAAUUAUUCAACGAAAACCUCUAUCUGAACAGGUGCGUAAGGUAUCGGACAUGUUGGACUACAUUCGUAGAGAAGUACAGAAAAAGAAAGGUGGCAAACCAAAGGCCCUGCAAAGAACAGUUGUGUUUACCAUGGUGUUUUGUAAUGAGGGACUGUACACAGCUGGAAUUGAGGGCAUUUUAUACUUGUAUCGUAUCAGAGAUCUCCAGUAUGAGAUGGAAAUCUGCGCUGACAUCUCAGAGCCCAUAUCCACCCUCAUAUUCUCUCCUGAUUACACAAUACUUCUGAUUAUUACUGAUCAGGGGACAAUCUAUUCUUACGAACCUGCCCACAGUGGAGAAGCUGUCAAACUCCUGAAUGCAUUCAGCAGUUAUUUGCUGGCUGCCGAUUUCCUUACUCCGGGGGACAAGUACUGUGUGUCUGUUACAAUUUCAGGUGAAGUAAAAGUUUGGCUUCUGGAAAAUGGGACUUGCCUCAGCGUGCUAAACCUUGAUAUUGAGGCAACGGCUAUGGCUUGCUGUCCCUCUUCAAACAGUGUUGCUGUAGGAACAAAAGGGGGUCAAAUCUAUUUUAUUGACAUUACCAAAGUUGAAGCUCCACGGGUUGUUCACAGAAUUUUUCUUUCCAGAUUUCCAGUACUAUCUUUGCAUUAUGAUCAGAGUGGCCAGUUCCUCAUCAUUAGAGCUGUGGAAGGUUAUAUCUUUAUUCUAGAUGCUCGGCCUUCAAAAUUAUUCCAAGUUCUUGGAUAUGUAGUGUUGGCAGGUGAGGUGCUGAGUCUUUCAGUAGUUUCUGACUUCAAGAACAAUGUAGUUGAAGUGAUGGUGCUUCUGAAUGUGGCAGAGAUCCAACAAACAAGGCUGGAAGUUUUUUGCCUGUCAUCAACACUCAUGGAAGGAAUUGAUAAGUAUGCUAACAAUCAAGGAAUGCUAAAUGCUAGUGCCAUUAAAAAGGAGCAAUAUGAUCUGGAGUACCCUCUGAGUUCAGCAGUCAGACUGAAGGAUAACAUUGUUUAUGGCUAUUGUACCUGUGCACCUUUCAUCUGUAAAUACAAUCUCUCUAAACAGAGCAUUUUGGAAGAUCCACCAGUAUUUUUAUCAGAAAAAGUAAUUCCUACCAAUCAGUUUGGAUCAGGAUUCAUCUGUUUGUCACCCAACAGCCGAUGGCUGGCUUCAGCCGCAAAGGAUGGUGUUUUGUUCAUCUAUGACACUUCUACCAUGGAGCUACUUGUUCAAAACUAUUGUCACUCAUAUGAAGGAGGGGGAAUCAGAUCUGUGGUAUUUUCACCAGAUGGCAAAUUCAUCCUGGUCAGUGGUGAAAGUGACGGUGCCCUGGUGUGUCUGAAAUGGAAGAAGAUAAAGGAAAUGGAAGUUAAGGAAGCUGAUUUGCACUGGCAAUCUCUUCUUACUAUAUUGAACAAGUCUAUUUCGGAUGAAAAUGCUGUUUUAAGAUGUAUGGCAGGAUGGCAGAUUGAGUCAGAAUCCACAUCAGAAUCGGUUCCAGAAGAGAAAUCUGAGAAGUCACCACUUGAACCUUCCAGUGCAGCGGUGACAGAAGAUGGAAACCUUGGAAAUUUGCAUUCAGACAGUACUAGUGAAAUGACCUGGUUAUGUCAGAAAACAGAGAAGGUCAUUAAGGAAGAGUCUGAAAGGUUUGCCAACCAGAAGAAAGAGAUUCAAAUGGGAAUUAAGAAGCUGCAUGAAACUAUCCAGAAAAUGAUGCAUGAAAAUGAACAGGUGCCAGAUAUUGAGAAACUGGGACAGCAGGAGUUCAACCUGGAUAUGGAAGAGCAGGAAAGAGCACAAGCAGAGGCUGAAAGAGAAGUGGCCAGGAUAAGGGAGAAGAUUGAAAUGGAGAUCUUAGCUAAUUGCUACUUGCAGGAUGUCAUCAAACAUGAGUGCUGGGAUUCCAUGUGUGUAAAAGGACGGGCAGUUAAGUGUUUCCAUAUAGCUUGUGAAGUGAAGAAUUAUCCCCUGAAGAAACGUGAUGAAGAAGAGCUGAGAACUUUGGAGAAAGUUCUGCACUUAAGGAAGUUUGAAGCAGCUAAUCUUAAGGUUCAGAAAAAAGUUCUUGAGACUAAAUCUGAGGCUGUAUUAUUUGAAGAAGAAGAGAAUACAGGAGAAGUCAUGGCUGGUGAUACUGCAUCUUGCUGCCUGGAUGGAAGUCUGAGUUCUCAGUAUGGUGCAGACACAUCUAUACUUUACCACCAAUUGGACUUGCACUCCAGGGAGCAGAAAGUCAAUCAGAUAGUAUUACUGAAGGACAUCAUAUACAAAGUGAAAACUGCUUUUAAUAAGGAAUUUGACAUAGUUGCUCAACAAAAGGAGCAGGAGAUAGCACGAAUUAAAGAAAGAAACAUAAGGAUCCGAGAAAUCUUGGGACAACUUGACCUCCAAGUGGAAGUGUGGGAGCCAGGUCUUACAUGUGAUGAGAAACCAGAGCAGGUGUUUACUGUUCAGGAUUCAGAGAUUAAAGCUGAAAAAUACUUGACUCCACAAGAGAGAGAGAAAGCAGAAAUGCUGGCCAGACUUGAAAUGGAAAGACACCUUGCUUCUCUGGACAGUGAAAGACAGCGUGCUCUCAAUGACAUGAUGGGUGGAGUUCUAGAAGUCACACAGGAAGAUAUCUUGAAAAUUGAUAUUCCUCCACCUUAUUUUAUAUCCAAGCCUGAAGAUGAAUGGAAUGAUCAAGAGAAGAAAAUAUUCAGAAAAUACGAGGAAAAAGUUAAAGAGCUGAAUGAAGAAAAAGAAAAAUAUAGAAGGGCACUGAAAAAUGAAUGGGAGGAACUUGAAGCUUCCAUCCAGGAAACAACACAAAACUUUGAUAAGAAUGUGUGCAAACUUUUUGAAAAGAAAGUGAACUUAGAGAAGGUCAUCUAUCAGGAAGAACUCAAAAUUGUCAAUCUCAUUUAUUCUUUAAUGUUGGAUGAGGAGUUGGACAGUAGAAAAGCUGGACUUUGUCAUUUCCUGGUAAAGAAGCAGAAAGAGAAAGUCAAGAUUGCGAGAACAGUGGAGACUACAAGAAAGAAAAUUGAUUUUUACACAGAACAAUACGAUAAUGCAGUAGCUGAAGAUAAGAAUCUGGAAUAUGGUUUUAGGAAGAAUUUUGCUGAUGUUCCUGCUAAUCUUCUUGAUGAACUUUUGGAACUUUACAAAUGUCGCCCAAGGACUGUAAUGACAGAAAUCUCUCUGGACACUGCAACCUGUUCUAGAAGUUCUUCAAUGUCAGCUGAAGAUUUCAAAGAUGAACUCACCCGUUUAAUGAAAGCUAUGGAUGAACUGGAUAAUCCUGAGCACAUGCCUAAUGGCUUAGACCCAUCUAUAUGGGAAAGUUUUUGUCUAGCUAGACGAAAUAAAUUCAAGAGUGAGCAGCUGGUGAAAUGGAUGGCCCUAAUUCUGGCAGAAAUUGAGGUCUUUCUCCAAAGAAGAAUAGAUGACAAUGAGAAGAUGAGCUCAAAAAUAGAAAAAAUUUUCCAAGAACUCACUUGGCUGCAGGAGGAGAAGAUAAAAUUUCAACUGAAUUUGACUUUCCAGUUUUUGCUAAAACAAGGACAGGUAGAAUUUGAAAGUACUGAGAUCCCAGAUUACGCUGAUGCCAUUUUCAUUAAAAAGAGUGUUAUUGAAGAACUGAAUUGCAAUAUCAUGGAUCAAGUAGAAAAAAAAAUUGCUAGCAUGGUGGAAUGCAAAGAAUUCUCUAAGGGGAUAUUUCAGCUGGAAUGGGAGCACAAGAAAAUGAGAAUGCAAAUAGAAGAUCUGAAUCAGAAAGCUCGGGAUAUUGCAACAUUACCUAUUACCAAAGAUCGCCAGCUAUUCCUAACCAUGCUGGACUAUGAUAGCCACAUUGCCCACCGCAUCGCAGUGAUGGAGCAGACUCUUGUUGUCAUGGAUAAGCUGCACAAGAAGAAUAUGAAGAAACAUCAGAAGAGAAUUAAAGAGUUGGAGAAGUGCAUCAGUUUAAAAGAGCAAGCGAACUAUGAGCUGAGCCUUGAGCUGAAGGAAAUGCUUGUGUCUGUUUCAGAAAGGAGGCAUAUCUAUCAGGCAGCUGACAUGCAGCAUAUUUCUGAAAGGAAUGCAAAGCGGCGUUACCAGGAGAUUUUGAAGCAGAAAGAGCUGCGAGGUCUCAUAGAGGAACAGGAAAAACACCUUGGAAUUCUUCAAGCAGAAGCUGAAAGAUUAAGAUCGAAAACAUUCCCUAUUCUUUAAAA
Lagopus muta (rock ptarmigan) is the source of this 5102-nucleotide messenger RNA. RefSeq names its product cilia and flagella associated protein 43 (gene CFAP43). The coding region runs from base 1 to 5100 and encodes 1699 amino acids. The record is from RefSeq and is a predicted model, not a curated record. Gene Ontology annotation, molecular function: protein binding. The transcript has 39 exons. Gene Ontology annotation, cellular component: axoneme. Gene Ontology annotation, biological process: sperm axoneme assembly; cilium assembly. NCBI's taxonomy places the organism in Eukaryota, Metazoa, Chordata, Aves, Galliformes, Phasianidae.